AUGCACAAAUCAGAAUUCUCACGCCAUCAGUUGCCCAAUUCGAAAACACCCACCCCCCGAAAAAGGCUCACUACAUGCAAGCACGACGUCAACAUCGAUGACGGAACCAUACGCGAGACCACCGCGAGGCCAGACGAGAGUAAUAUGAUCCUCUUCUCCAACUUCCAACUCAUUCCGUCUUCCGUCGCAUAUCCUUUCCGCUGCCCACUCUCCGAUCCUGGUGCUGCCAAGGUGCUGCCCUUUGCGAAUCCACCCAUGGCCUCCACGUUGUGUUUCACAUUCACCCAGCGCAAAUCACAUCGCCAGUGCUUACUCGUACGCGUUCAACAGCUGUUAAAACCGCGUUAG
Molecule: messenger RNA, 348 nt
Organism: Akanthomyces muscarius
Lineage: Eukaryota; Fungi; Ascomycota; Sordariomycetes; Hypocreales; Cordycipitaceae
Exons: 2
Coding region: 1-348 (115 amino acids)
Source: RefSeq, a predicted model, not a curated record